Molecule: messenger RNA, 1434 nt
Organism: Gamsiella multidivaricata
Lineage: Eukaryota; Fungi; Mortierellomycota; Mortierellomycetes; Mortierellales; Mortierellaceae
Product: nucleoside phosphatase GDA1/CD39
Exons: 3
Coding region: 1-1434 (477 amino acids)
Biological process (GO): nucleoside diphosphate catabolic process; protein N-linked glycosylation
Cellular component (GO): membrane; Golgi apparatus
Molecular function (GO): GDP phosphatase activity; UDP phosphatase activity
Source: RefSeq, a predicted model, not a curated record
AUGAAUCGCACGCACUGGGCGAUUGCUCUUUUUGUCCUUGCAAUGGCUUUCUUUGCGCUCUCACCUCGCUCGACCGUGAUAGAUUUGCCGUCCAAAGCAUGGCCACGGAACAUUACAUCGACUCGCUGUAAAGUUGCUUAUCCUGGGCGUCCUCUGAUUCAAUAUGUUAUCAUGGUCGAUGCUGGAUCGAUGGGGUCGAGGAUUCACGCGUACAAGUUCAAUUACUGCAGUGCAACUCCGGAACUUGAGAACGAAAUCUUCGAUCAUGUGGAGCCGGGUCUAUCUUCCUACGGAGAUGAUGCCGGCGGUGCAGCCAGGAGCCUAGAUGGAUUGCUGGAAGCAGUUCUCGACGCGAUCCCCGUUUUUCUCCAUUCGAGUACUCCGAUAGCAGUGAAGGCCACUGCAGGAUUGCGCCUGCUUGGAGAGGAAAAGUCAAACAGAAUUUUGACCGCAGUCCGCCAAAGGCUUGAGUCAAAGUACCCGUUCCCGAUCAUCGAGGAACAAGGAGUGGCUGUCAUGGAUGGUGCUGAUGAAGGUGUAUUUGCAUGGGUUACGGUUAAUUAUCUCUUGGAUCGAUUCAACUCUCUGAAGAAAAAGCCGACAGUGGCCAUCUUGGAUCUUGGAGGGGCCUCCACGCAGGUGGUCUUUGAACCCAAAGUUGUUAGCGGCCACUCUGUUGCGCAAGGCACCCACCGAUACCCAAUGAAUUUUAAUGGAAACGAAUACGUCCUCUAUCAGCACUCUCAUCUCGGCUACGGUCUCAUUAUGGCGCGCGCCCAGAUCAACAGCUAUGUGGUCGAAAAUCCGAUCGGCAACCUACAUGGUAUCAAGCUAGGUGAGGGCGAGUAUGCCCACCCUUGCAUCCCAGUGGGCCUCCGCCAAAACUUCACUACUGCAAGCGGCAAAAUUGUUGUACUGAUUGGCGUAUCAGAUCCAGGAGGGCAGUGUAGGGCAGUAGUUGAGGCCAUUUUCAACAAGCAAAAGGCGUGCAGUAUCACGCCAUGUUCCUUCAACGGCGUGUACCAACCGGCGUUGCACGCUUCUGUUGAGGAGGAUAUCUACGCGUUCUCAUUCUUCUUUGACCUCACGGCCCCUUUUCGACUUGGAAGCGCAACAUUGGCACAGGAGAUGACGAUUGGGGAACUGGGACAGCUGACGGACCGCGUUUGCAUCGGAGACGAAGACGGCUUCAAGGACUUUCAUGACUCUGCAGAGGCGAUGAAGGAAAUUCACAAGUCGCCGGAGCUGUGCAUGGACCUGAGCUACAUUUAUGGGCUGCUCGAGUAUGGCUAUGGUGUUCCGGAGACGCGAAAGUUCAAGCUGGCCAAGAAAUUGAAGGGGUACGAGACAGGCUGGUGUGUCGGCGCCAGCAUCGCAGUACUGGAGGAGCGCGACUGGUUCAACAAUACCUCUGGAUUGCCCUUAGAUUCAUAG